AUGCUUUGUUCCACUACCACCGCUCAAAUCUUUGCCUUCUUGGCCCUCACGGCCUCUACCCUCGCCGUACCCCUCACUAGCAAUGAUGGCCUCGUCACCGACUACAAAGUAUGGGCUGCAGAAAAGGGAGUCAUAACUACUCGCGAAGAAGGCCUCCAGAAGCGUGCGGGUGGUCUCUAUGCCUGUAAUGCUCCCAAUUUCAGCAACAGUGAAGGUUGUGUUCUCCUCCAUCCUGUUAUCGGCCAAUGCAGCAGCUUCCCCAAUGGAUUCAUCGACAGAGUCUCUAGCAUUGGACCGGAUUCAGACUUGAUUUGUACUCUGUUUGAGUAGGUUCCUUGAUGUCACCUGUCCUUCACUAGGCUUGAGUUAAUCGCAGGCUUCAAAAUGCUGACCCAUCCUAGCAACUCGAGCUGCCAAAGAAACCAACCACAACUGGACAAUGUCGUUUCACCUGGUUUCCAAAGAUUGCAUGAUAUCGGAUAUCCGGGCGGUACCUGGGAGGACAGACUUGCCAGCUACAUAUGUUUCAGAAAUUAG
Molecule: messenger RNA, 537 nt
Organism: Hymenoscyphus albidus
Lineage: Eukaryota; Fungi; Ascomycota; Leotiomycetes; Helotiales; Helotiaceae
Source: the annotation of a GenBank genome assembly